Protomyces lactucae-debilis is the source of this 915-nucleotide messenger RNA. RefSeq names its product transcription initiation factor-like protein subunit. Gene Ontology annotation, molecular function: histone binding. The record is from RefSeq and is a predicted model, not a curated record. The transcript is spliced from 3 exons. The coding region runs from base 182 to 868 and encodes 228 amino acids. Gene Ontology annotation, cellular component: Swr1 complex; NuA4 histone acetyltransferase complex. NCBI's taxonomy places the organism in Eukaryota, Fungi, Ascomycota, Taphrinomycetes, Taphrinales, Protomycetaceae. Gene Ontology annotation, biological process: chromatin remodeling; regulation of transcription by RNA polymerase II.
GUUGCCUGCUGAAACGCGAACGACGCCAGAGAACAAGACAAGAGAGCAACCAGAGUACUGCUGCAGCAAGGGACACGGCCAGGACAGCAGUCAGAGCCAAGAGCCUCCUCUAGACACUUCUUCUUCUUUCCUUGACGCGCGACAGGUCAACAAGAGACACAACCCACAGUAGCUUGUCAAAAUGGGAGAGCCAAUUCAGCGGAUCAUCAAGUUCGUUACGACGCAACACAUCAUCGAUGGCCGUCCGCUAGAGCAAGGCUUUCCAAUGCGGGCGUGGACAUGUGAAGUACUCAUGGAUGACGCGCAGGGCAAUGAAGUCACACCACCGUUCAUUGAUAAAGUCAUCUUCAAGCUGCAUCCUACCUUUCCGAAUCCAAACAAAACGAUCAAGCGUCCGCCGUUCAAGAUUGCAGAGGAAGGAUGGGGUGAGUUCGAGAUGCAUAUCGUGCUGCACUACACGGAUGGCGGUGGUUCGCAAACCAUCCCACACGACCUCAACUUCCAAACCGAACGGUAUGAGAAGCCACACACCUUGACGUUCAAGAACCCAAAGCCGAAUCUUCUGAGGGCUUUGCAGGCGUCUGGAUCAGUCCCUGCUGGGUAUAAUGCGGCUGGUACGAAUGGUGCUGGUGCCGGUGCGCCUGCUGGUGCUACAAAACGCGCUGCUGACGGUGGAGAUAAGAAAUCAAAGAAGCCAAAGAACAGGCCGGUGGAUAUGGAGAAGUUGGCUGAUGCGUUGCAGAAGCUCAAUGAAGAUGAUUUGCUCCAGAUUGUGCAAAUGGUGAAUGAUCAAAAGACGGACGACAUGUACGUCAAGAAUGAUAUUGAGGGUAUGUUUCUCUUUUCAAAGAUGAUGAACACAAGCUAACAGUGACAGAGGGCGAGUUCCACCUGGAUCUACACACAUUGAGCGAC